AUGGCGCGUGUCGUUCCUCAAGCCGCUCUUCGCGCCGCGUCGCACGCCCGCUUGCUUGUAGCGUUCGUGUCGCUCCUCGCUCUGCUCCCCGCGGCUCGCAUCGGGUGCCACGCGUGGGGCCACGUCGGCCACGCGUUCACCUGCGCCAUCGCACAGGCAUUGUUAACGGACGAGGCAGCAGCAGCAGUGGCGGCGCUGCUCCCACCGGUCGCUAAGGGCAGCCUCCCUGCCGUGUGCUCGUGGGCUGAUGUGAUUGGGCACACCAAGGGGUGGGCGUGGUCCGCGCCUCUGCACUACAUUGAUACCCCUGACUUCGCAUGCUCGUACGAUGAACGCCGUGAGUUGGUUAGUCAUUGGGCUGACACCAAAGGGUGUGCCUGGUCAUUGCCUCUUCACUUCAUAAUGAACCCAACGUUCCACCUCCUCUCGCAUCACCUAUCUCUCCGUCCCUCUCACUCCCUCUACGCUCCCUGCCCUCCAGGCGAUUGCGCCUUCGCCCAUCACCCCGGUGUGUGCGUGGCCAACGCAAUCAUCAACUACACCUCCCAGCUCCUCACCUACUCACCCCAUUCCUCUGCCCAAUCUGCAACUCCACUCAAGCCUGCCGGUCUCCUUAAAUCCCCUCACCGGCGUAGUCUUCUUCUCAGAGGGGUGAAUGAGGCAGACGCUGCUGUGCUUGGGGGGGCUGGGGAGGAGGGAGAAGGGAAAGAGGGAGUACCGGAGGUGGGCCAAGGGGAAGAGGAGUUGGUGCGGGUGGUAAGGGGAGUGGUGCGAGAUGGGGCAAGAAAAGCUGCUCAUGCUUCAAUCAUUGCUGCUGCGGUUCCUGCCAGGCAGAAAGAAGCUGUGGGUGUGGCUUCUGAGUUGGCUCAAAAGUCUCCUGCUAGGCAGGAAGAAGCAGUGGAUGUGGGGUCCAUUAAACGCUACAACCUCACACAGGCGCUCAUGUUCCUCGCGCACUUUGCGGGGGACAUUCACCAGCCUCUGCACGUGGGAUUCACAUCUGAUCUGGGCGGCAACAGGGUGCAUGUGACAUGGUUCAAGAGGAAGACCAACCUGCAUGCGGUGUGGGACAGCUUUAUCAUAGAUUCGGCCAUCCACCUGCGCUACAACGGCAGCAGCACCGCCAUGCUGCAUCACAUCGCCCACCAACUCGCCUCAGACUGGCGCCCCCUCAUCCCUGCCUGGGCCUCCUGCCCUGGAGACGUUCUUUCUCGUGCUGCUGCUGCUGCUGCUGCUGCUGCUAGUGCUUCUGGUGUUUCUGAUGAUGCUCAAAUCUCAUCGCAUCUUUCUCCUGCUGAAGCUGCUGCCUGCCCAGCUGUGUAA
Molecule: messenger RNA, 1323 nt
Organism: Closterium sp. Naga37s-1
Lineage: Eukaryota; Viridiplantae; Streptophyta; Zygnematophyceae; Desmidiales; Closteriaceae
Source: the annotation of a GenBank genome assembly